UCGUUUCCAACCCCCACUGUAGACCACACGUUUGUUCAGCACCGUCUGAAUUUGUGUUUGAAUUUAAUCGUUUCACAAUAGACGCUAUCGUUUGCAUUCGUUUUUAAUCCCUUCAUUGCUGUCAUUCAAUUCUAAAUAGUUAAUUGUCUAUUGUUUUUAGAACGCAAACGUUAGAAAUUUUGAAAGUUAACUUGUUCAACGAGGGAAAAAACCCAUUGGAUUCCUAUCACCAAAUUUCUCCCAUCACUUCUAUGUCGGUCAUGGACACCCAAAUGACUCAGCGAAGCAAGUUUGACGAGUUUUUUUACAACAAGAACGAUUUCAAACAUCAAGAUUGUAAUGGAAAUUAUGACGCACAUCACAGAGAAUCAAAUUCUGGUCUGACGAAGGAAGAGAUAAACGCUGUUCGGCAGUUAAGGAUGGCUAUUGGAGAUUGCAAACUACACGACCCACGAGAUGAAUUCCUUCUUAAAUGGAUAACAGCUGGAUCGAAUAUAGCUCAUGCAGAGCAAAUGCUUCGACAAACUUUAGAAUGGCGACGUUUGAAUGGAGUGGACGAAAUCUUGGACACCUUCAAGCCCAGUGAAGUUUUCCAGAAGUAUUUUCCAGAAGGUGAAGUUGGAGUUGAUAAAUUCGGCUGUCCCGUGUUCAUACAUACUACGGGAAGACUGGACCUGAGGGGACUUCUUUCAAGCAGCACAAAGAAAGAGUUUAAGAAUUUUCUAAUUUGGUUGACGGAAAAAUAUGUCCGUGCAAUUGGCGUGGCCAGUGAACGAAUUGGCAAAACAAUCUCCAAGUGUACAUUCAUAUUCGAUCAGGAAGCGUUACAGCUGAACGAUGUGCUAUAUAAGCCAGGAAUCGAUUUUGCGAUCGAAUUCACAAAGCUCAUGUCUGCAUAUUAUCCAGAUUAUCCUCGACGAAUAUUCAUCAUCAACGUACCGUCGUAUUUCGCGAUGAUUUACUCUAUUUCAAAAUCAUUUAUUCCUGAAUGCGACGCUCUCAAAAUCAAACUAUUUGGUAACAAUAAGAACGAAUGGAUGCCCGCUCUGCUGGAAGAAAUUGACGCGGAUCAACUUCCUGCCCAUUACGGUGGCACCAUGACCGAUCCUGAUGGCGAUCCAAAAUGCCCUAGCAAGGUUGUUAUGGGAGGUAAAGUACCUCAUUCCUAUUACCUGUGUAACAAACCGCCUAUGGCCAAGGAUUACAUGGAAACCGUGAACAUCAUGGCUGGCGGCAGUGGCCGAAAGAAAUUGAAAUUUAAAGUCGAUAUCGCGGGGUCGGCGAUCAGCUGGGAGUUUAUGACGGAGGGUGGCGAUAUUGGAUUUCGGGUUUAUAGCAAAGAUUCCAAAGGCCGUAACGAUUUGAUUCCACCGUGUCGAGUUGACAGCCAUUUGGUGAUGGAAGAGGGUCAAGUGAUUUGCAAUCAGCCUGGCAACUACGUUUUUGAAUUCGACAACACGCACAGCUAUUUGCGUGGCAAAAAAGUUCGUUAUCAUAUCGCGCUCCAGCAUUCCAAUGCCUAAUUUUUUUAACUUAUAUUAUCAGUGACCAGAGAAAUUAUUUAUUAUUUUGCACAAUUCUCGUCUAAUAGCCAAUUUAUGUACGGAACAUAUUACAUCCGUAGGGAUCACAAUAGACAAAAGAUAAAAUUA
Daphnia carinata is the source of this 1652-nucleotide messenger RNA. RefSeq names its product SEC14-like protein 2. NCBI's taxonomy places the organism in Eukaryota, Metazoa, Arthropoda, Branchiopoda, Diplostraca, Daphniidae. Bases 252 to 1523 code for a protein of 423 amino acids. The record is from RefSeq and is a predicted model, not a curated record. Gene Ontology annotation, cellular component: cytoplasm. The transcript has 13 exons.